UCCGCCAUUUUGUGUUCAAAUGUAUAAAGGUGAAUCAGUGUUGAAGAAAAGCUUCGAAUUAUAAUUACCAAAUUAGUGUUUUAUAAAGUGUUAUGUUUUAAUCCCUUGAAGAAGGCAAAAGGUGAAAUGGACGGCCGACUCAUAUCGUGGUUGGCUUGCGCCUUGUUACUGAUUGCUGUCAGUUCCGCGGAAAAUGCUACCACUGUAGCUCCCUCUACAACCCUGAACCCAGCUUUGAAUGAAACUGGAAUCUGCAGAAAAUGUAGUUGCAAGGAAAACAAAGUGGAUUGCUUCGAUUUAAGUAUUACCGAGUUUUUCUCCUUACAAGAGUGGAAUGAUUUGAAAGGCUUGAAGCCUACAAUCGUGGAUUUGAGCGAGAACCUCAUAACCAACGUGACAGUGAUCGGUGACCUGCCAAUACAGGUCCUCAACCUGUCACGAUGCUCCAUAGAGUUCAUAGAGAGUGGUAGCUUCAGGGAUCUGCAGGAGAUGACCACAUUAGACCUUAGCCACAAUAAGCUGACCUCUAGACUCAGUCCACAUGCUUUCGAGGGUCGCUUCUCCCCCGAGGAGUACGAGCCACUAGCAGCAAUGCGCAAGCUGAGCCUGGCGCACAACGAACUGCACUCGUUGCAUCAGGACCUGUUCGAGCACCUGCCGGAGCUGACCGAGCUCGACCUCAGCGGCAAUCCGCUCGCCACCAUCGACCACGUCACACUCAUUGCUAUCUCCAGCUUGCCUAUGCUUAAGGUGUUGCGCAUGCGCAGCUGCCAGCUGACAGAGAUCCCGGACAAGUUCCUGCACACGCCACGCUACUUGGAGCGGCUCGACCUCAGCGACAACCUGCUGACCGCAGUACCCCAGGAGCUGGAAGAGACCAAAAACCUGCUCUAUCUCAACCUCAACCAGAACCCAAUUGUUAAGCUGGAUAUGACAUCGGAGGAUUAUCCCGGUUUCCCUCGCCUUCGAAAACUGAAGGAGCUUCACAUGUGCAAUAUGAGGGAACUGCGCAGUAUUGAGAGCGGCGCGCUGGCGGGCCUGGAGAAUCUGCAGAGCCUGCAUGUCAGCUUCAACCCCAAGCUGACCUUCCUUGAUCCCAGGGCUUUAGCCAGGCCGGAUGAUAUUGGGGAGACGUACGACUGGCCAACUAUCAAAGAGUUAUACCUGCAAUCAAACAACUUAUCAGAGCUGGACGCUCGCUUCCUUCCUCGCUGGGAUCUUCUAGAAGCAGUAGACGUGUCCAACAAUCCCUUCCUCUGCGACUGCUCGACGCAGUGGAUGGUUGACGUGUUGGUACCAGUGAUAGAAGCAAAACAUGUCAAUGCUACCGCUAAUAUGAUAUGCAAUGAACCGAUCGAGAUGAGGGGCUACACGAUGAAGCAUUUACAUGAAAUACACCGCACCAUGCGGUGCGUCGACAAAUACGGACAUCGACCUGAAAAGGAUGGCGCCAUGCUGCUCGGGACACUUAUAGGUGUGCUUCUGGCUGUUCCCAUAAUGUUAACUUUGAUGCUGCUGUGGCGACAUGGUUACUUCAGAUGGCUCGGUCUCAGAGGCCCCGUCGACGUUUCCCGCGCUUUCUACAAACGCGCCCCAGCCGAUGACAGUUUUAAUAUUUAAAAUAUAAUGACAACUUUUAUUGGAUAAGUUAUUUGAAUUACGAGUAGUGAUAAGUUUUUUUUUAUUUAUGAAGGUACAACCAUUUUAGAUUGAUUUUUAAGAACUGUCUGUGAAAUAUUUAUCACACCUAACCUAAAAUUGUUACUGAUUUGUGUAACAGUUAAAUAAUUCCAUUACAAUACGCAGUUACAA
Papilio polytes (common Mormon) is the source of this 1812-nucleotide messenger RNA. Its product is annotated as leucine-rich repeat neuronal protein 3-like. The coding region runs from base 127 to 1620 and encodes 497 amino acids. The transcript is spliced from 10 exons. NCBI's taxonomy places the organism in Eukaryota, Metazoa, Arthropoda, Insecta, Lepidoptera, Papilionidae. The record is from RefSeq and is a predicted model, not a curated record. Gene Ontology annotation, molecular function: protein binding.